CAGAGCGGUGCCUGCAAGGCAAGUGGUUGUGAUGUUGACGAGAUCGCACCGCCUGAUCAGAUUAUGAUGUGCAGCUAUCAGACACCCCAAGGUGUUGUGCAUGGCAUUCAAUGGGUCCCUGCCGAAGCCACGCAGAUCUUGCCAACAGGUGCUCAACCUGCCAAUGCAGAAUUCGCUGCAUCCUUUAAUCGCGGCCAGCUCAGCAGGGAAGAAGAGAGGGAGCUUGAAAAGUGGAAACGGUCUGAGGAGAAGCGCAAAAAAAAAGAAGAGAAGGCAUCCCUCAAGAACAUCGCGAAACAAAUUGAAAGGGAUGAAAUAGAUAUCCGCAUGGCGCGCGAGAGGGAUACUCAAGUCAGAGGACGGAAAAAGAGCUUCUACGGAGAAGCACCUCCCUCUGGAUACUCCAUUCCGGGGACCGCUGCAUACGGCACCUACAGCAGUGCCGAUCUUGACCGCAGAUUCGACAGUCUCGACAUAGAGCGCAAGGAGGUUUCCUUCGCUGCAAGGCCCAGAAAGCUUUCUCAGAGUGGUGCAGGGGCAUACUCUUCCCCUCCCGCCACAUACAGUAGCCCAACAGGCUAUCCUACAACUGGAGGAGCUGGUCCUUACAACCGUGCAGCCUCUCCUUACAGACCUGUAGGUAAUUUCUCCACUUCACCAAAUAUAAGGCCGCAAGAAUUCCCUUCCACGUACCCUGGUGGACCAGAUCCUAUGGUGAGGGCGCCAUCUCCGUAUGGUGCCCGAGCGCCUUCUCCUUAUGGGGCCCGAGCGCCUUCUCCUUAUGGGGCCCGAGCGCCUUCUCCUUAUGGGGCCGCAGCACCCGGUCCCAGGGCGCCCUCUCCUUUUGGUGCCACAGCGCCCACUCCUUACGGUGCCAGAGCGCCCUCUCCAUAUGGCGCCAGAGCACCCUCUCCUUAUGGGGGACCAGGACCCUCUCCUUAUGGUGCUCGAGCGCCUUCUCCAAUGCCGCCGGUGCCCCGUGCUACUUCUCCAAUGCCGCCGGGGCCACCCCGUGCACCUUCUCCAUACGGACGCCCUGUGUCCCGGGCACCAUCCCCAUACCAUGGUCAACAGGCAUCGACCUAUCCUCCUCCUCACCGCGCUCCUUCACCAUUUGUCCCCCCUGGGCAAAUCCAAUCAGUAUACCCCCGUGGGCAUGUCCUUGAAGGCCAGCCCAUCGGGGGCCCCCGGUCGCGAGCACCUUCUCCAAUGCCCGGUGCGCCUGCUGGACCUGGAUUCUCUUCAUCCCCACGUAUGCCCAAUGUAGGAUUCUCCUCAUCUCCCCGUAUGCCCAACGCAGGAUUCCCGUCAUCCCCCCGUAUGCCCAACGCAGGAUUCUCUUCAUCUCCCCGUAUGCCUAACGCAGGAUUCCCUUCAUCCCCUCGCAUGCCCGGCGCUGCAACCGGAGGAGAUUCGUUACAACUCGCUGCUCCGGAGGCAUUCUCCCGUCCACCUAAUGCCGCUCAACCUUACACUCCGUUUAGCGUAAUGAGGAUCCAAGAGAUGGACAAAUUCUACGAUCAGAUCCCUCGCAUGCCACUUGUGCUCGACACUCAUGACGUUUACCACCAGGACUGGAUCAGAUUCAUGAAUGAUCUUGCUCUUGCGUGGGCCGGCAAGAUGCCCAUUCAUGAAUUCUCCAAGGGGGGAGUUCCUCCCAAGCGGACCUCACUUGUUGCAGAUUUGAUCAAUCUGUGGAACGAUUCAUUCUUCCGCGCCCGUCGCGUUGAGGUGGUCCUCUACAAAGGCCGCGAGCGACGCUCAGGUCCACACACGGGGACUUUGGACAAAAACCUUCCAAUGCCUGACCUCGACUUUGAUUCUGAUUCUGAUUCGUCAGAAUCUUCUUCUCUCUCUUCGGAGUCUGAGGACGAGUACUACGGUCGCGGCGUUGAUCUCGCUGAAUCCAAGAGAAGGCGCCGAGAGAAGAAGGAGGAAAAGAAGUGGCGCAAGAAGGAAAAGAAGAUCAGGAAAAAGGCCAAGGAACGCGAGAGGCAGUACGCGUUGUACUUGAACUACAUCGCGCCUCGCGACAUGCCUGUUCCAGGAAAUUCUUACUAUGGUUGAUAGAACAUGCAGUGCAUGAAUCCAGUAACGUCGAAUUUGUUGAUACUUGAACUUCUCAUUGUCAUUGUACUACUACGGACUGCGAAUCGAUUUGUUACCGGUUGGG
Suillus fuscotomentosus is the source of this 2173-nucleotide messenger RNA. RefSeq lists its product as uncharacterized. The record is from RefSeq and is a predicted model, not a curated record. Lineage: Eukaryota; Fungi; Basidiomycota; Agaricomycetes; Boletales; Suillaceae. The transcript has 4 exons. The coding region runs from base 64 to 2067 and encodes 667 amino acids.